ACGAUGAAGUCUUGGUUGGCGCCCAUAGCCAUAGUGCUGUGUAUCCUGGUGUGUGUGGCAGACGCAUACCCACCCAAACCUGAACCUCCAGCAGGAGAUGCGGGACCCGAGGAGCUGGCCAAGUACCACACAGCACUGCGCCACUACAUCAACUUGAUCACUAGGCAGAGAUAUGGAAAGAGAUCCUCUCCAGAGGUAGAGAUGGCUGAGCUGCUCUUCGGUGGUGAUGAACAGGACAUCAGGCCACGAAUGGAUGAUGGCUUGGCCUGGUAGUCUCACUGCAUUCCUGCACUUCUCAUUUGUCCUCUCUCCAUCCUUCUUCAUCCCUUUUCCUCUCCUCCAUCUCUGGAGGGUAUACCAAACAGCCAAAGCAGCAUCAAAAUAUUGGCACAUCUCUCUCUCUCUCUCUC
Messenger RNA from Neoarius graeffei (lesser salmon catfish), 410 nucleotides. It is a transcript of the gene pyyb, whose product is annotated as peptide YYb. Gene Ontology annotation, cellular component: extracellular region. The record is from RefSeq and is a predicted model, not a curated record. Gene Ontology annotation, biological process: feeding behavior; neuropeptide signaling pathway. Bases 4 to 273 code for a protein of 89 amino acids. The transcript has 3 exons. Gene Ontology annotation, molecular function: neuropeptide hormone activity; neuropeptide Y receptor binding. NCBI's taxonomy places the organism in Eukaryota, Metazoa, Chordata, Actinopteri, Siluriformes, Ariidae.